Ochotona curzoniae (black-lipped pika) is the source of this 1162-nucleotide messenger RNA. RefSeq names its product tropomodulin 4 (gene TMOD4). Gene Ontology annotation, molecular function: tropomyosin binding. The record is from RefSeq and is a predicted model, not a curated record. Bases 41 to 1078 code for a protein of 345 amino acids. The transcript is spliced from 9 exons. Gene Ontology annotation, biological process: muscle contraction; myofibril assembly; pointed-end actin filament capping. Gene Ontology annotation, cellular component: myofibril; striated muscle thin filament. Lineage: Eukaryota; Metazoa; Chordata; Mammalia; Lagomorpha; Ochotonidae.
GGUCUGAGUGCCACACAGUGGGGAAGGGGUGGGGGCCACCAUGUCAUCGUAUCAGAAGGAACUGGAGAAAUACAGAGAUAUAGAUGAAGAUGAGAUCCUCAGGACCCUGAGCCCUGAGGAGCUAGAGCAGCUGGACUGCGAGCUACAGGAGAUGGACCCCGAGAACAUGCUUCUGCCAGCUGGACUAAGACAACGUGACCAGACAAAGAAGAGCCCAACGGGGCCCCUGGACCGAGAUGCCCUUUUACAGUACCUGGAGCAACAGGCACUGGAGGUCAAAGAGCGUGAAGAUUUGGUGCCCUACACAGGCGAGAAGAAGGGGAAACCAUAUAUUGAGCCCAAGAGGGAGAUCCCGGCACAGGAGCAGAUCACCCUGGAGCCUGAGCUAGAGGAGGCACUGGCCAAUGCCACGGAUGCUGAAAUGUGUGACAUUGCAGCAAUUCUGGGCAUGUACACACUGAUGAGCAACAAGCAGUACUAUGACGCCAUCUGCAGCGGAGAAAUCUGCAACACUGAAGGCAUUAGCAGUGUGGUACAGCCUGACAAGUACAAGCCAGUACCUGAUGAGCCUCCAAAUCCUGCCAACAUCGAGGAGAUCUUAAAGAGGGUUCGAAGCAAUGACAAGGAGUUAGAGGAAGUAAAUCUCAACAACAUACAGGAUAUCCCAAUACCCAUGCUAAGUGAGUUAUGUGAGGCAAUGAAGACAAACACCUAUGUCCGGAGUUUCAGUCUGGUGGCCACAAGGAGUGGUGACCCUAUUGCCAAUGCGGUGGCUGACAUGUUGCGUGAGAAUCGUAGCGUCCAGAGCCUGAACAUCGAAUCCAACUUCAUUAGCAGCAUAGGGCUCAUGGCUGUGCUGAAAGCAGUUCGGGAGAAUGACACACUCACCGAGCUCCGUGUAGACAAUCAGCGCCAGUGGCCUGGUGAUGCAGUGGAGAUGGAGAUGGCCACUGUACUAGAGCAAUGUCCCUCUAUUGUGCGCUUCGGCUACCACUUUACACAGCAGGGACCACGAGCGCGGGCAGCCCAGGCCAUGACCCGAAACAACGAGCUGCGUCGCCAGCAAAAGAAGAGAUGACACAGCCUUUCCUUUUGCCAGCCAGAGCCGGUGCCGUGGACAUGUCAAUCCUCCUCUAUCCCCCUUUCCUGUAAAUAAAGGCCC